UUGCAGGAUUUUGAUUGUGUUGAAAUAUACAAACAACCGGCUUUCCAACAUCCAUUGUUGAAAAAUCACAAGAUUCAGGAAACAUUCAGCUCAUAUGAGGAUCAUGAAAAAAGCGACAACUAUGAAAAGAAAGACCAUUGUCCAAAGGGAACGGUUCCAAUCUUAAGACAACGAAAUGGAUCCGAGAGCUUUCAUUUGAACACAUCCGAUCAUUUGGGUCAACAUUUUGCAACAAUGGAGACCAGUAUGUUAGAUGGAAGUAUCUAUCGAGGAGCCGAGGCUGAAAUAAGUGUUCAUUCUUUAAAUUUGCAAGAUAACCAAUAUAGUAAAGGUCAAAUCUGGUUAGAAAAUGGAUAUUUAGGUCAACUUAAUAGUAUACAAGCUGCUGGUUGGGCGGUGCAUGCAAGAUUGUACGGUGACAGUGUCACACGGUUUACAAUAUAUUGGACUGGAGAUGGCUAUGGUAAAACUGGGUGCUACAACACACAAUGUCCUGGUUUUGUUGUUUUAAGUCGAAAUCCCAUAAUUGGAAAUCAGUUUUCGGGAUCAUCUGUCUAUGGAAAACUUUUAUUUUACACUGCACAUAUUUCGGGGUGA
Molecule: messenger RNA, 597 nt
Organism: Brassica napus (rape)
Lineage: Eukaryota; Viridiplantae; Streptophyta; Magnoliopsida; Brassicales; Brassicaceae
Exons: 7
Source: RefSeq, a predicted model, not a curated record